Molecule: messenger RNA, 1371 nt
Organism: Aphis gossypii (cotton aphid)
Lineage: Eukaryota; Metazoa; Arthropoda; Insecta; Hemiptera; Aphididae
Exons: 1
Coding region: 352-1371 (339 amino acids)
Source: RefSeq, a predicted model, not a curated record
UCUACAAAGCGCCGUAGGUUCUUAGAGGAACUAGAAGUUGAUCUGGAUGAAUCAGAGUUUCAAUUUCAAAGCACAUCUUAGAGUGAUGCUCAUCAUGAAAUUAGCAAUAGUGACUCAUUAUUUAAACCAUUCAUAACCCCAAGUAUUGCAAGCUGUAGUUCGAUAAGUGAUGUAAAUGAUGACAUUAAUGAUAGUCAAUUACCUAUUAUUUCAUUUUUUGAUAGAAAUAUUUCAAUAACUCCUGUAACUGACGAAUAUGAAUUUAAAUUAAAUUCAGAUCCUGAUACUGAUAGUGACAAAGAGAGUAUUUCUAAUCAAAACCCAUUUUUUAAUCACGAUAAUAAACAAAUUAUGUUAAAUUUAAUAGCACAAUGGGCAGUAACUCAUAACAUUUCUAAUACAGCCUUUUCUGCAUUAUUAAAAUGUUUAAAAUCCCAUCAAUGUUUUGAUAAUUUUCCCAUAGAUGCCAGAACUAUUUUAAAACCAAAUCCACAUUCUAGUCCAAUGGAAAUUCAAUCUAUUCCACCUGGUGUUUACCAUCAUUUUGGUAUUUCUAAUGGCCUAACUUCAUUAGGAAAUAUAUUAAACUAUACUGAAGAAACAAUUAAAAUAUUAAUAGGUAUUGACGGACUACCUCUUACCAAAAGCUUCAAUAGUACAUUCUGGUCCAUUCUUGGUUGUGUACGGUACCCAUCAAAUUAUCCACAUAUAUUUCUCAUUGGUCUUUAUUGGGGGAAAGAUAAGCCUGAAGAGAGUAAUAUAUUUUUAAAGGACAUGGUAAAUGAACUUAUUGAGUUAUCAAAAAAUGGUUUUAUGACAGAGUUUGGAAAAAAAAAGGUCAUUGUCGAUGGGUUUUGCUAUGAUGCCCCAGCUAAAAGUUACAUUUUAAAAACUAAAGGUCAUACUGGGUUUUUUUCAUGUUCAAGGUGUAGUACCGAGGGAAUUUAUUUUGAAAAUAGAGUAUGCUUUCCUGAUAUUAAAUUUACCAAAAGAACUCAUUCAGACUUUUUAAAUCGUAGAAAUGAUGAUUAUCAUGUUACUAAUUCUACUUCAAUAAUAACUGAAAUUCCACAUUUAAACAUAAUUUAUGACUUCCCAUUAGAUUAUAUGCAUCUUAUAUGCUUAGGAGUAGUGAAAAACUUGAUUUUAUUAUGGUUAGUGUUCGAUCACGGAACGGUUUCCUUUUGGCCAAAUUAUAUAUAUAUAUCUCCUCGGGACACCACAGGUGUGGCAAACGAUAAGGUGUCCGGCUACAAGAUAAAGUUGUGUCCGGCAAGCUCCCCCCUCCGCUGUUUGGUGACAGCUCGUCAGCCUAUGGCCGAACCGCCAGCCAGCCCGGCGUCUAUGUGUCCGUCCUCUCACAACGGUUGA